CCAAGAGAACAGAAACAGUAGUAGUAGAACUGUACAGCAAAUCGCAAGCAUGGGGCAGAGUGCGUCGAAGGGAUUGAGCAAAGCGGCGGAAAAGGCAGCGAGACAGGCACCUGCGAAACUGAAACGACCACCGAUUCCCAGCCGGGUGCYCCGGACCCAGGAAGCCUCGGCCCAGAAUCCAGAGAGUUUUCUGCGGGGACAAGGGAUCGGUGCCCAGGACCUACGGGACAGGGGCCAGGAAAUGUACCUGCAGCACGCGCAGCAACAGCGACAGCAGCARCAACAACARCAACAACAACAACAACAAGCUGCCGAUGCCACGGGCAGCUCUCCCUCCGACAACAAGGUAACGACAACGCCCAWCACGGAAAUGCCGGAGGACCUUCUGAAGUUCAUUCAGGACGUGGGACCGGCCAGGCAGAGCGUAGACCGCGACUUUACGACAUCGAGGCUCCUGAAGGAGGAACACUCGGACGAGCUCAACAAGGCGGAGAGCGCCCGCACGGCGAAACGAGAACGAGUGCGGAUGCCCCUGAUGCAGGGCGACGACAAUUUCACGACCGAAAAGAACACGAAUUUUUCCGUGGGGGACGUCUCGGCCUCUGUCGCCGACGAGCACGAUUUUGGCCUCUCUAAUCUCCAGCUGUACGACUUAAUGGUGGCAAGCGACGCAGGCGUAGAUGACGCCGUGGACGUGGAUGCAUUCCAUGAAAAGGCAGUUUCCGACAACAGAGAGGACGAAGGCCGACCAGAUCCACCCUCGGCGGCAUCGCUGAAGGAGGCCGAAAAGUYGAAGGCGAAAGAGCUCGCAUUGUUGUCGCAGACCCUAGAGGUGCUAGAGAUACCCGCGCUAAGAAUGAAUGCGGACGGCGACAUUCUUGGCUUGUACAAGAACGAUGUCCCGGGGCCCGAAAUGACCACGAUCACGACGAUACCCGAAGACAAGAUAAUAAUGGUGCUGAAGGACUUGUCGAUCAAUGGGAAAUCGAACAUGCACGCUGAGCGGACACCCACGGGGCAUUGAGGAGGCUCGAGGCUACAGAAACACCAAUAAAAUAUUGUAACCGAA
Messenger RNA from Pseudo-nitzschia multistriata, 1069 nucleotides. Lineage: Eukaryota; Bacillariophyta; Bacillariophyceae; Bacillariales; Bacillariaceae. The record is from the annotation of a GenBank genome assembly.